Drosophila ananassae is the source of this 694-nucleotide messenger RNA. RefSeq lists its product as uncharacterized. The coding region runs from base 117 to 677 and encodes 186 amino acids. The record is from RefSeq and is a predicted model, not a curated record. The transcript is spliced from 4 exons. Lineage: Eukaryota; Metazoa; Arthropoda; Insecta; Diptera; Drosophilidae.
GAGAGGAUAUCAUCUUGUUCCAUAACCUAAAAGUUGGAAUACCUUUUCAAAAUUUGUCAUUACAAAAAAUGUUCAUACUAAUAUCACUAUAAGUAACGACUAAAAGCCAGCUUAAAAUGAUGGAUGCAUUGCAUGCCUUUGGCCUGGCCAUUGGCUGGAUGGACAUAGCGGGAGUCCUGUUUUUCGAAGCUCUCAUGUUUUUUUUGAUGCGACGUCGUCGCUUGGCAGAGCUGGCAGACAAAGGAUCUGCCGAAGAUCCCAUUAAAUCAAAAGGAAGAUCAUUGCCAAUCCUUAUGAGCAGAGCCAAGCUCAGUAAUGCCGAAAACGACUGUAUAUUCUGGAGUUACUUGGUGAUGCUAAAUGUCUGGAUUGUUGUUACUCUCCUAAUGAUCACGGGCAUUUCUUUGCACAAGCCGGAAUUGAUGAUAAUUUGGUUGAUUUGGUGCGCCUGUGGGCUGGCCUUUGAUGUCCUUUUUAUUUUCUGGUGGAUCUACGAACUAUGUAUGGGAGAUGCCAUCGAAGCUCUGACCAAUAUUAUGAUAUCCCUGCUUACCAUGGCUAUAGAAUUUGGUUUCAUUUGUGUCAUUUACACCAUCUACCGCGACCUAUUGAACUCGUCGGAUGAUUCUGAAAACAAAAAUGCAAAAAAAUCUGUAUUUUCUAAUAUGAUGAUUUAAUGCGUACAAAUUUUAAA